UCCCUGACCUGUCCACCCCGCCCCUCCGCCCUCUCUCCCUCUCCCCCCGACUUCUCCCCUGCCUCCUGCCCUCCCUCCCUCUAACUUGUCCCGGCGGUCCACCUUACCCCGGCCUCUCCCCUACGUCCUUCCCUCUCCUGCCCCUCUCCGGUCCCUCCCCUCCCCUCCGCAGUUGCCCACGUCCCCCUCCUUCCACUGCCCUUUCUCCUCCCCCUCUCUCUCUCCUCCCCCUUCCCCCCUCCCCUGCCCGGGGACGGGAGGAGACCGUGGCGUCAGCGGGCUGACACCUGUGGGCACCUGCGAGCGUGGAGGACAGGGAGCCGAAGACCGCGGGGAGGACUGUCCCACGGCCGGAUCAGGGCCACUAAGGGCAUCCCUGUGGGUGACGCUUGAGGCAGGGACUGAACUAAACCCGAAAUGGAGAGAGCAGAGUGUAAGCAGUGAAAUGGAAAGGUGGGAUCACUGGUGGAUCCACAAGUCAAAUGUAUUCCAGUCAAGUUAUUUACAGCUUCAUUCUCGAAGAAGGGACCCUGCCAGGUGCUGAGCCAACAGGGGAAAUAAUAAUGAACCAUAAAUACGCUAAAAGACAAAGUGCAAAGAAGUGUGUUGGUAAUCACCCCAUGCAGACGCAUCCUUUGUCCAGCAAAUAAUUUCAGAUGGCUUCUGUUUGGGACUAAUGUUUGACUGUUGGAGAUUUAUCUUCUGCAAGAAAACUGGAGGCAAGGAUUGUUCUUGCCCACGAGGAUCCAAUGAGGCCAAAACAGAAGAAAGGGAUCAUCAGAUUGAUGUGUCCGACGUCAUCAGGCUUGUUCAAGAUCACCUAGAGGAGACAGGGACAGGUAGAGAUGAAAUCAUGCACCAGGACAUCACCCCGCUCUGUGCUGCCGACAUCCAGGACCAGCUGAAAAAGCGCUUUGCUUACCUGUCCGGCGGGCGGGGGCAGGACGGCAGCCCCGUCAUCACCUUCCCGGACUACCCCACCUUCAGCGACGUGCCGGACAAGGAGUUCCAGAAUGUCAUGACCUAUCUCACCAGCAUCCCCAGCUUACAAGAUGCUGGCAUCGGAUUCAUCCUGGUCAUAGACCGAAGGCAGGACAAAUGGACCUCGGUGAAGGCAUCAGUCCUGCGGAUAGCAGCCUCCUUCCCAGCGAACCUCCAGCUCGUCCUUGUUCUGCGCCCAACAGGAUUUUUCCAAAGGACUCUCUCUGACCUUGCUUUCAAAUUCAAUAGAGAUGACUUUAAGAUGAAGGUACCGGUCAUAAUGCUGAGCUCAGUACCAGAGUUACACGGUUACAUCGACAAGUCCCAGCUGACCGAGGACCUGGGUGGGACCCUGGACUACUGCCACACCAGGUGGUUGUGUCACCGCACGGCCAUCGAAAGUUUCGCCCUCAUGGUUAAGCAGACGGCCCAGAUGCUGCAGUCCUUCGGGACCGAGCUGGCCGAAACGGAACUGCCCAAUGACGUCCAGUCUACGAGCUCAGUGCUCUGUGCACACACGGAGAAGAAAGUCAAAGCAAAGGAAGACAUGAGGUUGGCGCUGGACGAGGGGCAGAACAUCCUGGAGCGCAUCAGGGAGCCUCUGGCCAAGAGCCCGGAGCAGAGUCUGAACCAGGACCAGCUAGACAAUCAGACCACGGUGCAGAGGCUCCUGGCCCAGCUGAAUGAAACCGAGGCUGCCUUUGAUGAGUUUUGGGCAAAGCAUCAGCAAAAACUUGAACAGUGUCUGCAGCUCCGGCAUUUCGAGCAGGAUUUCCGAGAGGUCAAGGCCUCCUUAGAUGUGUUGGCUCAGAAGGUAGCGACCUUCACGGAUGUGGGCAACAGCUUGGCGCAUGCGGAGCACCUCCUGAAGGACCUUACCAGCUUCGAGGAGAAGUCCAGCGCGGCCGUGGAGCGGGCCCGCGCCCUGUCCCUGGAGGGGGAGCAGCUCAUCGACAACAAGCACUACGCCGUGGACUCCAUCCGCCCCAAGUGCCACGAGCUCCGGCACCUCUGCGACCAGUUCACCACCGAGGUCGGGCAGCGGAGGGGUCUACUCAACAAGUCACUGGAGCUGCACAGCCUCCUGGAAGCGUCCAUGAAAUGGUGCGAUGAGGGGAUUUACCUGCUGGCCUCGCAGCCUGUGGACAAGUGCCAGUCCCAAGAUGGGGCUGAGGCAGCCCUCCAAGAAAUUGAGAAGUUUUUGGAGACCGGUGCAGAAAAUAAGAUCCAGGAGCUCAAUAAAAUUUACCAGGACUACGAACCCAUCCUCACCCAGGACCUGCUGGAACACGUGCAGAAGGUCUUCCAGAAGCAAGAGAGCAUGGAAGAAAUGUUUCACCGGAGACAGGCCAGCCUGAAGAAGCUGGCGGCCAAGCAGACCAGGCCUGUGCAGCCAGUGGCCCCCCGGCCGGAGGCGCUCACCAAGUCGCCCUGCCCCUCCCCAGGAGUCCGGAGAGGUUCAGAGAACAACAGUUCUGAGGCCAGCGCACUCCGGAGGGGGCCCUACAGGAGGGCCAAGAGCGAAAUGAGUGAGGGCCGGCAGGGCCGGAGCAGCUCCACGGGGGAAGAGGAGGAGAGCCUGGCCAUCCUGAGGAGGCACGUGAUGAACGAACUCCUUGACACGGAGCGGGUCUACGUGGAGGAGCUGCUCUGCGUCCUGGAGGGCUACGCUGCUGAGAUGGACAAUCCUCUGAUGACGCACCUCCUCACAGCAGGCCUUCAAAACAAGAAGGAUGUUUUAUUUGGAAACAUGGAAGAAAUUUACCACUUUCAUAACAGGAUAUUCCUGAGGGACCUAGAAAACUACAUAGACUGCCCAGAGCUGGUGGGAAGGUGUUUUCUGGAAAGGAUGGAAGAGUUCCAGAUCUACGAGAAGUACUGCCAGAACAAGCCCCGCUCGGAGAGCCUGUGGCGGCAGUGCUCCGACUGCCCAUUCUUCCAGGAAUGCCAGAAGAAACUGGACCACAAGCUGAGUCUGGACUCCUACCUGCUGAAGCCGGUCCAGAGGAUCACCAAAUACCAGCUGCUCCUCAAGGAAAUGUUGAAGUACAGCAAGAACUGCGAGGGGGCAGAGGACCUGCAGGAAGCACUGAGCUCCAUCCUGGGCAUCCUCAAGGCCGUAAAUGACUCCAUGCACCUCAUCGCAAUCACAGGCUAUGAUGGGAAUCUGAGUGACUUGGGGAAGCUGCUGAUGCAGGGCUCCUUCAGUGUCUGGACGGACCACAAGAAGGGCCAUACCAAGGUGAAGGACCUGGCCAGGUUCAAGCCCAUGCAGCGACAUCUGUUCCUGCACGAGAAGGCCGUGCUCUUCUGCAAGAAGCGGGAGGAGAACGGGGAGGGGUACGAGAAAGCCCCGUCCUACAGCUACAAGCAGUCCUUGAACAUGACAGCUGUUGGCAUAACGGAGAACGUGAAAGGGGAUGCGAAGAAGUUCGAGAUCUGGUACAAUGCCAGGGAGGAAGUGUACAUCGUUCAGGCGCCAACCCCGGAGAUUAAGGCAGCGUGGGUGAAUGAGAUCCGGAAAGUGCUGACCAGCCAGCUGCAGGCCUGUCGAGAAGCCAGCCAGCACCGGGCCCUGGAACAGUCCCAGAGCUUGCCUCUGCCAGCCUCCUCCAACACGAGUCCUUCGAAAGGGAAUACAAGAAACGUCAAAAAGUUGGAAGAAAGAAAAACUGACCCCCUGAGUCUGGAAGGAUACGUGAGCUCAACAACGUUGCCAAAACCCCCCGAAAAGGGCAGAGCUUCUCCUACCAGUCCUGACAAAAAAGCUAAGCGACAUGAAGUUAAGAGCGAUCCAACGCCUUUUGGUUUACGAGGUUGGAGCAAAACAUCUCACCCACUGGAGGCCCCUGAGGACAACGACGGCUGGUCGAGUGCUGAGGAGCCAAUUAAUUCCUCAGAUGCGGAGGAAGAAGGCGGAGUGGGCCCCAGGAAGCUGGUUCCAGGGAAGUACACCAUCGUGGUGGACGAUGAGAAGGGAGGCCCCAACACGCUUGCUGUGAGGAGCGGAGACAUGGUAGAGGUGGUUCAGGAGGGCGACGAGGGCCUUUGGUAUGUCAGGAACCUGACCUCCAGCAAGGAGGGCUGGGUGCCAGCCAGCAGCCUGUCCAUGCUCCUCAGCAAGUCCGGCUCGGCACAGUGCUUGAGCAGCUCAGGGGCGUGUGCUGUGGGGCUGCUUCCAAAAGAAGUGACAGAUCCACCGACCCAACAGCUUGAAGAGAGAGGGGGUGGGGGGACUAUUUUGUCUUUUACAAAUUUUUUUUAAAGCGGGGGUUAACCCCAUGGCCAUUUUUUGGUGGUACUUUGGCCUCUAAUCUUUACCAAGAAUCACUGUGUUUACAUGAAAUGACAAUUUGAUACUGCAUUUGAUAUGAAACUAUUUUUUUGUUACUGGGGUUUACAUUGCAGCACGUUGUAUACCCUGAAUGAUUUGGGGGACUCUCUCGUGGAAAUUGACGGCACUCUCCGAGCCCGCCCCGUGACGGGAAUGAAAACACAGCCUUUGAUAAAACCAAGCAGCAUUUCUACAAAGGAAAGCAGUUAGAAACCAAGAAAAUUCCUUUACCUGGGUAGUUAAUUUUCAAAAGAAAAUUUAAAAUACUAACCUCCUUUUCUACAAAAAAAAAAAAUGAGGACUCUUGGUUUUUUUUUAACAUGUGUCACUGAAUUAGGGUUUUUUAUUGUUUUUAAAGAACAGUAAAUACAUGAAGAUGCAGUUUUUGCAGGGUCUCAUCUGAACCAAUGACAUCACUUGCAGCUCGGUGAGAACCUGAGCUCACCUCACCUCUCCCUCCUUUCAACCUCCCCCACCUGCACAGGCUGAGAGAUCGCCCUGCGCAUGUUCUAUGGGACCACCCUAAAUACAGAAAAUUAAAGGUGCAGCGUUAUCUUAUUCCAAUCAAAGCAGAACUGGGAAGAAAGCUCUUCUGUUUUACCCUGUUUUGUGUUUCAGAAACAAAUUCUGUUCUUUGGCAACGCUCUCUGUGUGUGGUUGGGGCAGAUAUUUUUAUAUGUGUGUAUAUAUGUGGAUGUGUGUACAUAUGUAUCCAAUGUAAGGGACGUAUUUAUAGCCUCCAUGCUGCUGGCAAUGUGUCACUUUACAGCCCUCCCCGAGCCCCCGGCCCUACUGCAGCGCGGCCAGCAGGCUUCCUCCCCGCCCCCCCACCUGCAAGGCCGGCCUCGCCCACCAGGCCUCUCUGGAGUGUGGUAAUAAAAUGAAACAGCGUGUCAGACUUGGCAGCUUUUCUUCUGGUGUAUAAGUUAUUUGAAAAAUAAUGUGUCUCGUAAUUUAAUUAAUAUAUGGAUUGUUCAGAUGCCAUUCCUGCCAUCUCAGCCUGGGACUGGCCACCACUCUGUGAUCUCUUCCUCUAAAGGCACUUUAAAACUCCAUGUUUCGGCCACUGUUCUUUUCUUCCCCUGCGGAUGUAAACGAAAUUUGAAAACCAGAACCCUUUAUUGUAUGGAUGAAGUUUGAAUAAAUAUCAGCAGCUCUUGCUGUCUGCCUUCCUCUGUGAAGGCACAGAGUUC
Messenger RNA from Artibeus jamaicensis (Jamaican fruit-eating bat), 5508 nucleotides. It is a transcript of the gene MCF2L, whose product is annotated as MCF.2 cell line derived transforming sequence like. Gene Ontology annotation, biological process: positive regulation of Rho protein signal transduction; intracellular signal transduction. Lineage: Eukaryota; Metazoa; Chordata; Mammalia; Chiroptera; Phyllostomidae. Gene Ontology annotation, cellular component: cytoplasm; extrinsic component of membrane. The coding region runs from base 677 to 4246 and encodes 1189 amino acids. The record is from RefSeq and is a predicted model, not a curated record. Gene Ontology annotation, molecular function: guanyl-nucleotide exchange factor activity; protein binding. The transcript is spliced from 33 exons.